Molecule: messenger RNA, 910 nt
Organism: Aspergillus glaucus CBS 516.65
Lineage: Eukaryota; Fungi; Ascomycota; Eurotiomycetes; Eurotiales; Aspergillaceae
Product: phosphotransferase family protein
Exons: 1
Coding region: 134-877 (247 amino acids)
Cellular component (GO): mitochondrion
Source: RefSeq, a predicted model, not a curated record
CUGUCUGGCAGUAUGCAUAUAAUACAGACUAUUUAUUACUGCAUAUCCGGGGUGAGUCACUUUCCUUGUCUAUAAAUUCCUUUGAACCGCCCACCUUCCUUUUUGUGCUUGAUUUCCCAGGCUUUUAUCAAACAUGGCUCCUGUCAACCAGAAUUGGACUUCCUUCCAAGACAUCGACCCUGAAAGUGACCAUGCAAGAAGAAUACGAACAGUCCUUCAAAAAGCAAAUUUCAAUUACCUCUCCUUCAAAGUCGUAGAGAUCCGUAAACAAGAGGAACCGCAGCUCCGGGACACACCGACCUGCUUUGCCGAUACCACGAAAUUCACAUCUGGAUAUUGUAAUCUGGUGGUUGCAUUGACCUUUUCGGAUUCGGUUCAAUGGGUUGCGAGGAUCAGGUUACCCCAGGAUCCUCUUGAAGACCCAGAUAUGUCUAUUUCGAUGUUGAGUGAGACAUCCACCAUGAACGUGAUCCGCGCCAAAACAUCAAUCCCCGUCCCUCGUGUUUUCGGGUACUCCGAGAACAUGAAAGAUGACUUCGGGUACCCCUAUGUCUUGAUGGAAGCCCUUCCCGGAAACAUCUUAGACAGAGGCAUGGCUCUCUCAAUACCCGAUGCUCACGAGGGGAAGUUCACAGCUCAGCUAGCAGCCUCCAUCCACGAACUGAGUACAAUCCGCAGCAACCAGAUCGGCCGCAUCUUAUACACGACUGAUCCUGACCAGCUUGAAGUGUUGCCAUUUCCCAUCAUGUGCUAUCAGUCUCCCAUCGGUCCCCUAUCCACAUCGCUGGAUUAUUUCUAUCGCCUUCGCAAAGAUCAAACAAAGGCGAUUCUCAACGGCCAUAGAGACUUUCUCCAUCAAGCCGGCGAGAAAGAGUAGGGAGCGGUUGCUUGGUUUCUAGAGAAGUCGUUA